UUCUCUUGGUUGCUAUAGUAUUUAACACAACGUUGUGUGGAUCUGUCAGUACAGCUUUCACUUCUCUGUCAAGAUGAUGUCUCUACGCGAUCCAUACCCUUUCCCAAAGCUGCAAACUGAUGAAAAUUUCGCCGGACCUCGACAAACCAUGAAAGAACCAUAUGGUUUUCCAACACAUUUGGCCCAGAAGCAGGACCCUUGGAACCGUCUAAACACGAAGCACACCCUCAGCAGCACGAGGCGGGAGGUUCAACACUAUGACCCCGUGGCACCCCAGGACAGCCUGGACUUUGUCUUGAAGUCAGAAUAUAACCAUCAUGGAGAGUUCCUCAAGGAUAAGAACGAAACUCUUCUCCAGCCUGAGACCCUUGGCAGGGAACACGGGAGAGUGUUGAAGAACCGGACAGUUGUAGUGAUACCUGAAGCACCCACAAUGGACCAUCCAAUCAGCAUCUCGGAACAGACGAAGAGAGAGAGCAUCCACUGUAUCAAGAAUGCAAUUGAGAGCCACCAUACACAGACAACAAACAAAGGCUAUUCUAGAAAACCUGAUGGAGGAUUUUUUUGCUCUUGAUUUCCUUUCUGUCUAGAAACUCACAAUCCUCUGUCUGACUGCUUACGUCUUCUAAAACUGGCCAUGCCCAGUAUGUUGCUGGCAGCACUAACUGAAACUAGCAAAUUUGUACCAGAAAUAUCCCACACAUCAUUUAUGCAUAUACUGCUAAAAAAAGUGAAGAACACCUGAUUUUUAUGUACGACUUAGUUAACCUGUCAUGAAGGGCAGUAGGGCAGCUUGCUGACCGUCACAGCCAAAGACCCUGUGGUUGAUUCCCCACAUGGGCACAAUGUGUGAUGCCCAUGUCUGGUGUCCCCCGCCAAGAUAUUGCUGAAAUGUUGCUAAAAGUGGCAUAAAACUAAACUCACUCACUCACUAAUCUGCAAUGCCAUGACAGAAAUAACUAUCAUGCUAUGGAAAUAUCAGGUGUCUUUAAAAUUCUUGAGUAGUAUAUCUGAAACCAGCAUUUUCACCUUCAUGAUGAAAUCAACAAGAUGCACAACUAAUUUUCGAUCAUCUACAAAAAGGUUCUCAGUAAAUCCUUUAUUAAAGAAACUUUGUGAAAUAUGAUAUUACUGAAUAUGCUUCAAGGUUACCUCACCAGCACAGGGUAUGCUGUUUAUUAAACACACUGUUUAAAACAAGCAGCCUAGUUUAACGAACAUCCAUGGCUUUGAUAACCUCUUGCAUUUAACCUCCUUCAUCUUUCAGUUUCUUAUCUGUUCAUAGUACUAACUGCUGUAGACAACUUACAUGGACAUUCAAGGACUUAUUUCCGAUGCGAACUACGUCCUUAUUGUCCUUUUGAGCUAGAUGCUGCUAGUCAGUAGAACUAGUUUUAACUGUGUGCCUUCUUACAAACCUUUUUCACAUGAGUGAAAAACUAGUUGAAUGUUGCAAAAAUGUACCGAUUUUGAUUUAAAAUUUUGAAAACAUACUCAAAAUGUUUCAUUAUUAAUAUGGAUUUGAUAAAUCUAAAAUGCAGGCAAUUCUCUGUUUGUUUGGAGUAAUGUUAUUCUUAUUAUUAAUAUUCUUUACAUUUGUUGCAUUGAGUGACUUCCUUCCUUUAUCUUUCUUCAUCCAAGCAUCUCACCCGACAACCUCAGCUACAAGUUGAUGAAGUGUAGUGGGAUCCAUCAUGAAAACCCUUUGUCAUAUUACUCGUUAGUCCAACAAAAUCCUAUCGAUGAAAUUUGGUCGAAAUAAAUAGAAUGAAAAUUUCAGUGAAUUUAAAACAAGGAGUGAAAUUUGCUGACAUUUUUAAAACCAAAAACAAUUUUUGUUUAAUCAAGGUUGUUGAUAUAAGUUGGACAUUCUUGAUUAACUGCUCAAUCAAUGAUUUGAAUCUAGAACCAAAUUCUUAAUAAAAGAAUUGUAAAAAUCGAUUUUGAUUUCUGAGAUCUUUCUAAAAUAUUUAAGAAAAAUAUAACAUUUCUCAGCUUUCUUGACACUUCAAUAUCAGGAAGUAGCAAAUUGAAAGUUAAUAUUGAGUUUGAAAAUUUAACAAAUUUAAUUAAGGAAAAUUUAAUAAAUAUAUUUAAUCCCACAAAAACACAAACUGUAGUCCGGUUGUCAGGUGCAUGCUUGAUGAAGGCAGGUCUCUCACCUCUUCACUUACUAAUCCCACCGUACUUAUCUCCCCUGUUGCUGUAGAGAGCCCCCACAGCGCUGGCACCAAUGGCGGCUAUUCCAGGAAACACGACGGUGGAUUCUACAGUACAUAACUUGUAGCAGUCCACAUUCGCCUCCAGCUGAUAACAAGAUCUAUUAAUUUCUAUUAAAAAUAUCAUGUAAAAAAAUUUAACCGUUUCAACAUAUUCAAUGAAGUUUUGUGGGUUUUAGAAACUGCUAACCUGGUAUUUUUAUUUGUAAAUUUAAGUGUGAUUAUUAUAUGAUACUGAAUCCUUGUUAAGAAAAAAAUUAUGUACAUAUGUAUAUUUUAUUUUGUAUUGUCUGGAAGAAUUGCUCUUACAUAUAUUUAUUUUCUGUGAUAUACAUUAUAUAUUGUACCACAUAUUUACAUCAACAAUUGUUUGGUUAUGCAAGCUUUACAUAAUGCUUCUUUUAUAGACUUGAAUAUAUUCCGGACAUACCAGAUCAGUAAUUAAACCUUCAAAUGGGGUUUCCAUACUCAACAGUUUGAAUCUAUUGAUUGCACACUAUCAGAAGUCAUUGCAAAAGCCAUAUUGUAUUUUUUCAGCUUGUUCAGGGUUUGGCAUCCUGAAUAACAUUUAAAAUCUAUUUGUUGGGAUUGUAAAAUGAUCCAAAAUUGAGUCUUAGCAACACAAUGACAUGAUGUUCAUUAGUGAUAAUGGGAUGUUCUCAAAGAAAAGAUGAAAAGUUAAGGAAUUUGAAAUGUAAGAUUUUUGGUCACCUGAUUCUGAAAAAUUUUUGCAAGGAAAGUCAUGAUUGUGUUCUCAGUUGAAAUAAUGAAAUGAUAAACAGAGUCUGUCAGAAGUCUGUAGACACACAGUGACUUGAAGUAGAAACGUCAUCCUGCAAUAGUUUCCCGAACUUUGCCAAACCCAAUGUGCCACAGCUGACCAACCAGUAUUCCAGCCACAGAGUAUUUUGUUGUCUAGUGUCUAGUAGACAGAAUCGAACAGCUGGGCUGAAUUGGCAUAGAGAGUAUUAUCAAGUACAACCAGUUAUAAGCUACUGAGACAAUAUAGAUCAGUAUUAUCAUUACGAGCCUGUUGUUCUGAAGUCAGUUUGAUCCAGCAAGUGACUACUGGUAUAAGUACUGUUAUAUCAGCUGUGAUACCUCCUCCAUGUUUCUGUACACCAUGAUAUGUGUCCUGAUACCGACUGUGUAAACAGUUUGAAUGCAUUAAACAUUCCAUACAA
Messenger RNA from Haliotis rubra (blacklip abalone), 3403 nucleotides. RefSeq lists its product as uncharacterized. The transcript has 4 exons. The record is from RefSeq and is a predicted model, not a curated record. NCBI's taxonomy places the organism in Eukaryota, Metazoa, Mollusca, Gastropoda, Lepetellida, Haliotidae. The coding region runs from base 74 to 574 and encodes 166 amino acids.